Messenger RNA from Verticillium dahliae VdLs.17, 990 nucleotides. RefSeq lists its product as uncharacterized. The record is from RefSeq and is a predicted model, not a curated record. Bases 1 to 990 code for a protein of 329 amino acids. NCBI's taxonomy places the organism in Eukaryota, Fungi, Ascomycota, Sordariomycetes, Glomerellales, Plectosphaerellaceae. The transcript is spliced from 4 exons.
AUGUCGGCCAGACCUCGCCCCCUCAGCCAUUCGCUAGAUGACGAAUUUCAGGAAUUCGAACGAAUCGAGAAGGCGGAACCAUUGCCGCUCGGGCGGCCCAAGAGGCCGAGGCUGGACUUUACCACUCCUGGCCCCACCGGGUCUGAUGCCAGCCAGAAAACGAUUCCCGCUCCGGGUUCAAGGGAUCGGACACUGUCGCCGCCUCUCGGGCCGAGUGGCCAGUUUCCAAUGUGUGACGCCUUAACUUUCGGACCAGGAGAUACAGGCGCCGAAACUUUCCCCGAUAAUAUCCUGGAUGAGAACCGGACUACCGGGACGCCGCCACCUUCUGUGUGGAUACCUCAAGCCAGAGACACCCCAAGUACUGCCCUGGCAGGCCUCCUCUUGGGCCGGCCUUGUGCCUGUCUCGCAACCCUGUACUUGAUCUUGGACGAACUACAGCAGGCUACCGAGCUACAAUUCCCUUCAGGCCUGACGCUUCUUCGUGGCUGGUGGGAAAAGAUCAUGGCGCCUUUGCAGUGCGCCAUCUGCCCCCAGCGUUACGUCACCAGCGUGCAAAAUACGCAGCUGAUCAGUACCGUACUAAUCUCUAUGACAACCAACUAUCGCGCCAUCUUGGAGGCUAUAGACGCCGAAACUGAACGGUCAACGCAGCACAGCGAGACGAAGACUUGGACGCUGGUACAGCCAGCUUCUGAUGCAGCAGGAGCAGGAUUCAGUUGCCAAACUGUGGGUUAUUUCGUUCUCGACAUCAACCCGGCCGAGUGGAGAGCGCUUGCGAGAAAGACAGUAAAGGCAGAGAUCUUUGGUGUUGUCGACAACAAGAGCAGGCUAUACUUUUUGUCUCUGGUCGACGAACUGGAGGCGAGGCAGGUCCGAUGGCACGCGUCGCCACACUGUCCUGAUAUUCCCAAGGCAUGCAUUCACGGGCCGGAGAAGACACCGUUUUGCGUCCUGCACUGCCGCGAGGCACGAAGACAGGCAAAGUAG